Polypterus senegalus (gray bichir) is the source of this 1744-nucleotide messenger RNA. It is a transcript of the gene snx21, whose product is annotated as sorting nexin family member 21. NCBI's taxonomy places the organism in Eukaryota, Metazoa, Chordata, Cladistia, Polypteriformes, Polypteridae. Gene Ontology annotation, biological process: protein transport. Gene Ontology annotation, molecular function: protein binding; phosphatidylinositol phosphate binding. The transcript is spliced from 4 exons. Bases 320 to 1420 code for a protein of 366 amino acids. The record is from RefSeq and is a predicted model, not a curated record. Gene Ontology annotation, cellular component: early endosome membrane.
CGUCUUGAUCGCCACCGUGAGGUUUCGCUGCUCGUAAUGAACAGCUGUGCUCCAUGACAAUGACUGGUUCAUUUGCCAACCUGCCGCUGCCAGUGUCAGUCCCAUCCCAUCCCAUUCCAUUCCUCAUUUUUGGGACAGGCACACCCCUUCGGGAGCCUCGCACAUCUACAGGCAAAUAGACAAGCGCGUCGCAGGAAAGAAAAACUCGUGAAAGUCCAUCCGGAUGUGGAAGAGCGGGAGCUGGGCGCCUGCGUGUUGAUACGAGAGGGGCGCACUCGGUGCGUUUGCGCUUCUUCUGUGGACGGUGCACCCCCACAGGAUGGCUUCUAAACUUCUGCACAAGAUCCGGCACAGUUUAUUUAAGGAAGAGACACCAGAGACAGAUUUGAGCGCUGCAGCGGAGGAUUGCCCAGAGAUCUCAGAGCUAGAUGAUGAUACAGAAGGACUAUCUUCCAGGCUAAGUGGGACACUAAGUUUUGAGGGUGAACAAAAUGUCAAACAUGAAGAUGAAGGAGGAAGUUCAGAGCCUGAAAGCGAUUUGGAUGUUUUAGAGGAGUCCUUGGAAAAUGAUUCAGAAGGGACAGGUUUUCCAGCAGGUCAACAACCACAACCCUUGCUAACUGUGCAGCUGCAAGAAAAGUGGCGCAGGAGUCGUACACGCAGCAUACCAGAGAAAGUGAUUUUUGAGGUAACCAAUGCUACUGUUGUACAGGAUCAUAGCUCUAAAUUUGUGCUCUACACUAUUCAUGUAAUCAAAUCAGGACAGUUUGAUAAAUGCCCAGGCAUAAUCACUCGACGCUAUACAGAUUUUGCAAAGCUGCACAGCCACUUGAGGAAACACAACAAGGAGGACAUGGAGGGUAUAGUCUUUCCACGCAAAAAGCUGCGUAGAAACUUUGCAGCAGAGACGAUAGGCAAACGCAGCCGAGCCUUUGAACAGUACCUUGCACACCUAUAUUCAAUAGCAGAUCUACGCCGCUCCCCAGUCUUCCUUGACUUCUUUUUCUUUAGGGACUUGGUAGAGGGACAGAGUUUGCUUAGAGCAGGCCAGUAUGAAGAAGCCUUACGGUGCUUUGUGAACGCCAUGAAUCUGCAAGAAAAGCUAGGCUCCUGGCAGCAAGGCAAUUGGCUUUUUACACUGGCUUCUAUAGUGGCUAGUUUUCAGGAGCUUGAGCAGUUGGAAGAAGCACAGGAAUACUGUGAACGAGCACUCGGAGAUCUGUCCACACAUCAAGAAGAAAAGCAUCCCUUGCUUGUGCCACUACUCCAAGCAAAUGUCCGUCUCUCUUGGAAAAUCUCCAAGGACAAACGUCACUCCGAAGCUCACCUACAGAAACUGCGGGACUCGGGAGUGGAUGUGGGUAACCAACCCUCUCUCAAGGAAUACCUAAUAAAGGAAUCAUUAGAGAGUAAGAAAUAAUCUCCAGCAAAGGAAGCCUCAUUAACAGCUGCACUAAUCUACAGCACUGAGUAAGUCUGAGCCUUACUCAAAGAUUUCCAUUUCAGCACUACUUUAGUAAGGAUCUGUGCAAUGUAAUUAAGUAGAAACUGAAAAUCAUUAAUGCACUCAGGAUUCCCACUUCAGACUAAGAAUUUCAUUUUAAAGUCUUUAGUACUUCAUUAUACUUCAAAGUCUGUAGGAUUAAUGUUCUGCAUUAUCUAUAUAAUAGACAUAAUACUAUAGCUGCAGAUCUAAAAGAAACACAUGACAAACUGAUUUGAGAUUAUAAAAAAAAAAAAAAAA